AACAGAUUGAAACAAAUUUUUCUGGAAGGCAAAGCAAAGCGUAAAUGAAAUUAUGAAAAUAUGAAAGUGAUAGAUUUUUCACAUGAUCAUCAAAUCGCAAUUCCUUUAUACAAGAUUAUCACGCAUAACAGCAUCAUGCUGCUGCUACUUCUCCGUUUGUUCCUCCCAACAACCAUGCCUGGGCGCCUUCGAUUCACAUUCCUUCGCCAGCACCCUCCAACGAACCAUCCAAGACGGCGACGCCGAUGCCGGCAAGCGCCUCCACUGCCACGCUCUCAAGCGAGGCGCCUGUUUGGACUUAUUCGCUCAGAACAUUCUACUAAACGCGUAUGUGCAAUCUGAUUCACUGGACGAUGCCUUGAAACUGUUCGAUGAAAUGCCGCUUAGAAACACCAUCUCUUAUAUCACCUUGGCACAGGGCUUCUCCCGCUCCCAGCAGUUCCACCAUGCUCUUCACUUGAUUCGCAGGUUGUUUAGAGAAGGACAUGAGCUAAACCAGUUUGUUUUUACUACUAUUCUUAAGUUGCUUGUGAGCAUGGAUUGGACUCCUAUGUGCUGCAGUGUCCAUGCGUGUGUUUAUAAGCUUGGACAUCACACUGAUGCGUUUGUUGGGACUGCCCUUAUUGAUGCCUACUCUGUUUGUGGAAAUGUUGAGGUUGCUCGUCAAGUUUUUGAUGGCAUUUGUUGUAAGGACAUGGUAUCGUGGACUGGGAUGAUCUCUUGCUAUGCUGAGAAUCACUUCUACGAGGAUUCGUUGCAGCUUUUUUGUCAGAUGAGGAGUAUGGGGUACAACCCAAACAAUUUCACCAUUUCAGGUGCUCUCAAGUCCUGUCUUGGUCUGGAAGCUUAUGAUGUGGGGAAAAGUGUUCAUGGAAGUGCUUUAAAAACUUGCUAUAAUCGGGAUAUUUAUGUUGGUACUGCAUUGCUUGAAUUGUAUGCUAAGUCAGGAGAGAUUGUUGAAGCACAGCGAUUUUUUGAAGAAAUGCCAAAAAAUGACCUUAUUCCAUGGAGUCUGAUGAUAGCGCGGUAUGCUCAGAGCGACAAAAGUUGGGAAGCUUUGGAGUUAUUUCGUCGUAUGAGGCAAGCAUCUGUUGUCCCUAACAAUUUUACAUUCGCCAGUGUGCUCCAAGCUUGUGCCUCUUUGGUCCUGCCCAAUAUGGGAAAGCAAAUCCAUUCUUAUGUACUGAAAGUCGGUCUUCUCUUGAAUGUGUUUGUGUCAAAUUCCCUCAUGGAUGUUUAUGCCAAGUGUGGUCAAAUUGAGAACUCGAUAAAGUUAUUUGUGGAAUCGCCAGAGCACAAUGAUGUUACAUGGAACACCAUAAUUGUUGGUUAUGUUCAAUCUGGGGAGGCGGAGAAAGCAAUGAAUAUAUUUAUACGCAUGCUUGAAUAUGAUGUGCAGCCAACUGAAGUGACAUACUCAAGUGUUCUCCGUGCCUGUGCUAGUUUAGCAGCACUAGAGCCAGGGCUACAGGUUCAUUCCUUAAUUAUCAAAACCACAUAUAACAAGGAUACUGUAGUUGCAAAUUCUUUGAUAGAUAUGUAUGCAAAAUGCGGAAGAAUUACUGAUGCUCGAGUGAUAUUUGAUAAGAUGAAUAAACAAGAUGAAGUGUCAUGGAAUGCUAUGAUCUGUGGAUAUUCCACGCAUGGCUUGGGUGUGGAGGCUCUAAAUUUAUUUGACAUGAUGCAGCAGUCCAAUUCAAAACCUAAUAAAUUAACCUUUGUUGGUGUUCUCUCUGCAUGUAGCAAUGCAGGAUUGUUAGAAAGAGGCCAAGCUCUCUUUAAGUCCAUGUUAAAGGACUACGGCAUUGAGCCGUGUAUAGAACAUUAUACUUGCAUGGUUUGGCUUCUUGGAAGAUUAGGCCAAUUUGAUGAAGCAGCGAAGCUCAUCGGAGAAAUUCCGUAUGAUCCUAGUGUUAUGGUGUGGCGUGCACUGCUCGGUGCAUGUGUUAUUCAUAAGAAUAUUGAUCUCGGAAGUGUCUGUGCCCAGCGCGUACUUGAGAUGGAGCCCGAUGAUGAUGCCACCCAUGUGCUGCUGUCAAACAUGUAUGCCACUGCAAAGAGAUGGGACAAAGUUGCUUCGGUUAGGAAAUGUAUGCAAAAGAGAAGAGUGAAGAAGGAACCAGGCUUAAGCUGGGUUGAGAACCAAGGUGUGGUACAUUAUUUUACUGUGGGGGAUACUUCUCAUCCAGAGAAUAAAGUAAUAUAUGAAAUGCUUGAAUGGUUAAAGAAGAAAACCAGGGAAGCAGGAUAUAUUCCUGAUUGCAAUGCUGUUUUGCUUGAUGUGGAGGAUGCCGAAAAGGAACGUCUAUUGUGGGUGCAUAGCGAAAGACUAGCACUGGCGUAUGGUCUGCUUCGAAUUCCACCGGCGAGUUCUGUACGUAUCAUUAAGAAUCUCCGGAUAUGCACAGAUUGUCAUACUGUCAUAAAGGUCAUAUCAAAAUUUGUGCAGAGAGAAAUUGUUGUUAGAGAUAUAAACCGGUUUCAUCAUUUUCGGAAUGGGAUUUGCUCAUGUGGUGAUUACUGGUAAUUGUUGAAGUAACAUAGGUAAUUAGGUAUUGCUUCUUUUGGUAACUGUAUUAUUGUGAAUCAUCUCCCAAAAUAGUUAGGUAAUUACACUUUCUCUUACAUGUAUUUGCCUAUUUUCAUCUCGAUUUGAAAA
Messenger RNA from Arachis stenosperma, 2659 nucleotides. RefSeq names its product putative pentatricopeptide repeat-containing protein At5g13230, mitochondrial. Gene Ontology annotation, molecular function: protein binding; zinc ion binding; RNA binding. The coding region runs from base 83 to 2527 and encodes 814 amino acids. The transcript is spliced from 2 exons. Gene Ontology annotation, biological process: RNA modification. The record is from RefSeq and is a predicted model, not a curated record. NCBI's taxonomy places the organism in Eukaryota, Viridiplantae, Streptophyta, Magnoliopsida, Fabales, Fabaceae.